AUGAGAAUGACGCUUGUCAGAACGGUGACGCUGGUGUGUUUGCAACUCCUGCUGCUUUUUGUGGAAUGCAGAGUAAAUGGCAUGAAGUGUCCGGAGACAGACCCUCUCCCUGUGCCCCAUGAGUGGUACCAGCCAGGUGACCUCCUCAUUGGUGGGAUUACUUCUCAGAUCAUUUACACUUUCCAUAGGGUUCCUUUCACAGACCAUCCUUUGCAGAAGUUAUUUGAGCUUCCAGAAAUGGUGACCAAGUUCUACCAGCAUGCCCUGGCCUUGGCUUUUGCUGUGAAUGGUAUCAAUGAGAACCCCCAUAUCCUGCCAAAUAUCACCCUUGGAUUCCAUAUCUUAGACAGCUACUAUGAUGCAAAGAUGACUUACCGGACCACCCUGCAUAUGCUCUUCAAAUCACAGGGAUUUCAGCCUAAUUACAAAUGCGAUUCCAGGAGAAAGAUGAUAGCCAUUGUCGGUGGAUAUGAUGCUGCUGGGUCCUUCCAUGUGGCAGAUAUCUUAGGAAUUUACAAGAUUCCAAUGGAAGGAUAUCUCACCUAUGGCUCAUUUGCACCUGAGGAGAGAGAUGUGACAGAGUCCCCUUCCUUUUUCCGCAUGGUCCCAAACGAAACCCCUCAGUACAUGGGGAUCAUUCAAUUGCUUCUCCAUUUUGAAUGGACAUGGGUUGGCCUCUUUGCUGUAGAUGAACACAGUGGAGAACAUUUCUUGCAGGCUAUGGAGAUGUUGUUUUUCCAGAACAGAAUUUGUUUGGACUUCACAGUGAAAAUCCCAAACCAGUCCAAAUGGGAUACUUUGGGGGAUGUGAAUGACUUAAUCUUAAACGUAUAUCGACCUCUGACACAAAGCAAAGCCAAUACUUUUAUCAUCUAUGGAAAAGCUCUGACUAUGAUAAUGAUAAAUACUUGGGUGGUUUUAGGAGAUCCUGGCUAUGAAGAAAACUCAUUAUAUAGAAAAGUAUGGAUUCUGACAGCCCAAGUUGAUUUCAUAGACAGAGGUAUUAUAAAUGGUUUUAGUUCCUACAUGUUUCAAGGUGCUCUCUCAUUCACAGUUUGCACCGAUGAACUUCUUGGAUUCAGGAAGUUUCUCCUGAACAUCAACCCUUAUUGGACAGAACACAAUGAUUUUCUUAAGGAGUUCUGGGAGGAAUCAUUUCUCUGUACCCUUUCAAAUUCAAAGGAGCCAAUAAAGAUCAAUGAAACAUGUACUGGGGAGGAGAGACUGGAGAGUCUUCCUGGGCAUAUUUUUGAAAUGCCCAUGUUGGGCCACAGUUACAGUAUCAGUAAUGCUGUCUAUGCUGUGGCACUGGCUUUACAUGCCAUGUACUCAUCUAGACCCAACCACAGAGCAACAGUAGGUGACAAAAGAGAUGCAUAUCCACCCAGCCAGCCUUGGAAGCUUUACUCUUUUCUUCAAGGCCUUUCCUUUAAUAAUUCAGCUGGAGAAACCAUGUCCUUUAAUAGGAAUAAAGAAAUGGGAACUGGAUUUGACAUCAUGAACAUGGUCAUGUUCCCCAAUAAGUCCUUCCUUCGAGUGAAAGUUGGAAGGGUGGAUUUAGAUGCCCGCGAAGGAAAAGGAUUCAUCAUUCAUGACAAUAUGAUCGUAUGGCACAGGCAUUUUAACCAGGUGGUGCCCGUUUCUGUGUGCAAUGAUCCCUGCCCCCCUGGUUAUCACAAGCAAAAGAAGGAAGGGGAGAAAUUUUGCUGCUAUGAUUGUUCUUCUUGUCCAAAAGGGAAGUUUUCAAAUCACAAAGAUAUGGAUGACUGUUUUAAAUGUCCAGAAGAUCAAUAUCCAAGCAAAGACCAGGAUGGAUGCAUCCCUAAGAUGUUAAGCUUUCUUUCUUUUGAAGAACCUCUAGGAAUCAGUCUGGUUUCACUUGCUCUUUCUUUGUCCUUGAUCACAGCCUUAGUUCUAGGAAUUUUCAUUAAACACAGAGAUACUCCAAUUGUCAAAGCAAACAACAGGAAUAUCACCUACACUCUCCUAAUCUCCCUCCUGUUCUGCUUCCUCUGCUCUUUGCUGUUUCUUGGAGAACCAAGUAAGGUGACCUGCUUACUCCGACAAUCUGCUUUUGGCCUCAUCUUCACUGUGGCUGUGUCUUGUGUCUUGGCCAAAACCAUCACUGUGGUGGUAGCUUUUGUGGCUACUAAGCCAGGGUCCAGCAUGAGAAAGUGGGUGGGGAAAAGACUGGCCAGCUUCAUGGUUAUCUCUUGCUCCCUCAUUCAAGCAAGCAUUUGUACAGUGUGGCUAGGAACCUCUCCCCCUUUCCCAGAUUUUGACACUCAGUCACUGACUACUGAGAUCAUAGUAGAAUGUAAUGAAGGUUCUGUUAUUAUGUUUUACAUUGUCCUGGGCUACAUGGGACUUCUGUCCCUCAUCAGCUUGCUUGUGGCUUUUGUUGCUCGGAAGUUACCAGAUAGUUUUAAUGAGGCCAAAUCGAUCACUUUCAGCAUGCUGAUGUUUUGCAGUGUUUGGUUGUGUUUUGUUCCAACGUAUCUGAGCACCAAAGGGAAACAGAUGGUGGCUGUGGAGAUCUUCUCCAUCUUGGUUUCCAGUACUGGCUUACUGACUUGUAUCUUUUCCCUCAAGUGCUAUGUAAUCAUGCUGCGGCCUGACGUCAAUCAGAAGAAUCACUUCAUGAGAAAAAAUUAA
Molecule: messenger RNA, 2655 nt
Organism: Gekko japonicus
Lineage: Eukaryota; Metazoa; Chordata; Lepidosauria; Squamata; Gekkonidae
Product: vomeronasal type-2 receptor 26-like
Exons: 7
Coding region: 1-2655 (884 amino acids)
Biological process (GO): G protein-coupled receptor signaling pathway
Cellular component (GO): membrane
Molecular function (GO): G protein-coupled receptor activity
Source: RefSeq, a predicted model, not a curated record